GGACUCAGAAACGAAUCGAGCGCGCCAAUGAUCGGACAGAUCCAUUAAAAAACCAAAAAAAUAUAGAGCUAACUCUAUAGCAAAAGCAAUCCAACUGUGAUAUCAAACGAACAUAAAUCCAAAGAUGUCUGCUUCUAAUAAGGUGAACCACUUGAUCGGUGCGACUACGCGUUAUAUUGCCGGACGGAAUGCCGUUCAGACGGUCUACUGGCGUACCUCUGCGGGACCCAAUCCCCGGAUGUUGAAGACCAACAAGCUGCAGAACUUUGAUCGCACCCAGAAGGCUCCCCAAAGUGUCAGGCUGCAGAAUCUGAAUCGCAGCUUCCUACGGGAUUGAUGGAUGGAAUAGAUUUUUAGUGCCGACCUUGACAUGUUCCUAAUGUCGCGUUAGACAUAUUUUUUUUUAUGGUGCACUUUGUAUUUAUUAUGUAGAGUAUUUCCUAAGGCGAUAAAUAUUAUCGUUCAAAUUAGAGUUAAUCGAAUCUAAACGAAGCAGGCGCUACGACUUUUCAUGUACCUUGGCAUUAUAAAAAAAAAAAAACAAAAAACAAAAUGAUUAAAUAAAUGCAUUCUGGCGCUUAGUUAAGAGAA
Drosophila eugracilis is the source of this 591-nucleotide messenger RNA. RefSeq lists its product as uncharacterized. The record is from RefSeq and is a predicted model, not a curated record. NCBI's taxonomy places the organism in Eukaryota, Metazoa, Arthropoda, Insecta, Diptera, Drosophilidae. The transcript has a single exon. The coding region runs from base 125 to 337 and encodes 70 amino acids.